AUUUGUUUCAUCUGCGGAGAAGAUGAAACUGUAAGGUACCUGCUCCAAUUAGUUGGUUGAAAUGCUAUUUUUAUUGCCAUUUAAUGUGCAUGGUCCAUCGUCUGUAUUUUCUAAACCCUUCCCGAAGCUGUAAAGAGCGAACUUUCCGAAUACGGAUAUUUUUUUGGCACCCAUGACCGAAACAAUGGCGUUAAGUGGAAACUCUAGAGCUAAAGACAGCAGUUUUCCCGACGUUAUUGAACUAAACGUCGGGGGCCAAGUGUAUUAUACCCGUCACGCCACGUUAAUCAGCAAUCCCGGCACCCUUUUGGGGAAAAUAUUCUCUCCUAAAAAUAACGCAUCGAAUGAUCUGGCCAGGGACCCCAAAGGUCGUUACUUCAUCGACCGGGAUGGGUUUUUGUUCAGAUACGUGUUAGACUACCUCAGAGACAAGCAAGUUGUCCUCCCUGACCACUUCCCUGAGAAGGGAAGGCUGAGGAAAGAAGCGGAAUACUUUCAAUUGCCAGACUUGGUUAAACUCUUAACCCCAGACGACUUGAAGCCCAGUCCCGACGAAUACAUCCACAGUGAUUACGAGGACGGCUCUCAAGGAAGCGACCAGCGGAUGUGCCCUCCACCGUCGCUCGUUCCCGCCGACAGAAAAAGCGGGUUCAUCACAGUCGGAUAUCGCGGGUCUUGUACGAUGGGCAGGGAGAGUCAAACCGAUGCCAAAUUCCGGAGGGUGCCGCGGAUUAUGAUUUGUGGGAGGAUCGCGCUGGCCAAAGAAGUUUUUGGCGAGACCCUGAACGAGAGCAGGGACCCAGACAGGACCCCUGACAGAUACACGUCCCGCUUUUACCUCAAGUUCAAGCAUCUGGAGCGCUCUUUCGACAUGCUCUCGGAGUGCGGCUUCCAGAUGGUCGCCUGUAACUCGUCAGUGACGGCCUCGUUCGUCAACCAGCAUACUGACGACAAGAUAUGGUCAAGUUACACUGAGUACGUCUUUUACCGUGGCCCGUCUCGCUGGUCAUCUCCACCUUGUGACUGCUGCUGCAAGGGUCACAAAGGUGAAGGCGAAGGUGAGAGUGGAACCUCCUUCAACGAACUCUCCACCUCCAGCUCAGAGAGCCACUCCGAGGCCAGCUCCCCACAAGGUACCGUCAUCCGUGGGCCGGUCAGCCGACAGACGCACGUGCAAACGUUGGACAGGCCUCCCAAGAAAGGCCCCGUUCAGCAUCUCCUGCAGCAGCAGCAGUCCGAGCAGCGUCGCAAGAGCGACCUACUCCGGACGCUCACCGCAAGUUCCCGGGACACCAGCACCUGCAAGAAGCGGCCAGCGAAAGAAAAGUUGACUGUGGAAGAGGAGCUGGAGAAGUGCAUCCAGGACUUCCGCAAGAUCAAGAUUCCUGAGCAAUUUCCCGAGCGCAAGUACAUGUGGCAAGCCGACCUCCUGCGCAAAUACCGUCUUUGAGGAACGCGCAAGCUACAAUAGCAUACGUGUUCACUACUAAUACUACAACUACUAUUGCUAGUACACACCACACUUCUACUGCCUCUGACUUGUUGUCAAUGUUGCUCAAUAACCCGAGCAACCACUUCAUCUGCUCGAACGCUAAUUGUUUACUUGUAAACACCUACAUUUUUGUAGAGUUCCAGAGAGACACAAGUGUUUUCGAAAGACGCACAACUACUUGUCUCUUUGGUUUCGGUCUCCCUUGCUGAGUUACACUUUGUGUGUAAUUGUGUUUGUUACAACUGAAUUUUUGACCUCGGUAUGUUAGUGUCACGGCGAUUGAGUUGAGGUGGCCCAGAGGUUGAAAGAUGAAUGUGUAUCCACCUCAUAAAUAAUGCAUGUGGUCCCAACUGUGCCCUUUCUAAGAAUAGCCACUGCCUUGGCGGAUGUGAGAGUGGGUUUCCAUUUCAGCACACUGAGAAAUACAGAAGACCAUGGAGCCGACCGUGUUCUCCCUUUUUCGGAUUCUCCACGUUCCAUUUUCAUAUCUCACCCAAGCUACAAUCAAAGACCCCUCCGCAUACAGUCACGGCAUAAAAGGGUUGUGGGUGGAAACUCAAUACCAUCACAUAAAGGCUUUGAAACUGCUGCCUGCAACAUAUUGAUUUAAACAUGAUAUUCCAAAUGGGAGUAGAUGAUGGCUUACUCCUGAGGUCAAAGGUUAAAUAUGGAAAGUUUGGACAAUUCAUGACAAUAACAUGAAAGGGUUAGGGUUAUAUCCUCGAAGCAAUCACACAUUGAUCAACAUGAACAUAGUUUAGGGUUGUGCAAUCGUUUUGCUGAACACAUUUUACUGUUCAUUCCAUCACUAAUAAUAGUGAGCGAAUAUGGGAAAGGAAAGCUUAGAUAUAUUUUGUUUAAUUUAACUUUUAACAUUUUGCAAGGAUUUUCAAGGAUUUUCGAAACCAAUAUAAGCACCAUAAGUUGCUGCUACUGAAUUUAUUUUAAAACUAUGCUAGACAGACCUCGGUGUAAGGAGAAAGGAUUAAUAGCUUACAAUAACAUUUAAAUAAAAAAUAAAAUAAUGCCACAUAUUUAUUUUCAAACUGUUAAAUUACAAUUGAUAUUUAUGGAAGAUGAAAACAUUAUCUGCCUCUUUAUCAUUCAUUUUCACAUAUUUCUUUUUUCACUACUUUCCUAUACUUUAUACCUUAACUGUCUAAGAUGAACAGCCUUAAACUGAGUUUACCUUAAAAAUGCUUUUAAUGUUACAUAAUUAAUUACAAAAAUGUGACUAGAUGUUCAAAGAGAGGCACGUAUGUUUGUACAGUACAUCACAUCUUCACAGAUUUUAUGUAUAAGAUGUGAACCUUUUGAUUUGAAUUGCAGUCUG
Molecule: messenger RNA, 2825 nt
Organism: Onychostoma macrolepis
Lineage: Eukaryota; Metazoa; Chordata; Actinopteri; Cypriniformes; Cyprinidae
Gene: kctd16b
Product: potassium channel tetramerization domain containing 16b
Exons: 2
Coding region: 173-1450 (425 amino acids)
Biological process (GO): regulation of G protein-coupled receptor signaling pathway; protein homooligomerization
Cellular component (GO): postsynaptic membrane; presynaptic membrane
Molecular function (GO): protein binding
Source: RefSeq, a predicted model, not a curated record